Arachis stenosperma is the source of this 3564-nucleotide messenger RNA. Its product is annotated as 1-acyl-sn-glycerol-3-phosphate acyltransferase LPAT1, chloroplastic-like. Gene Ontology annotation, molecular function: 1-acylglycerol-3-phosphate O-acyltransferase activity. The transcript has 7 exons. The record is from RefSeq and is a predicted model, not a curated record. The coding region runs from base 2167 to 3249 and encodes 360 amino acids. Gene Ontology annotation, biological process: phosphatidic acid biosynthetic process. NCBI's taxonomy places the organism in Eukaryota, Viridiplantae, Streptophyta, Magnoliopsida, Fabales, Fabaceae.
UCUACGUUUGAAGUUCUGAAAUUGUUGUUCAAUUUUUGUUCCAUUUUUCUUGUAAUGUUUUGUAAAUUGUAAUUGCCUGCUGCUGAUGGAUCUGUCUUGUAUUUGCUGGUUGCUGAUGGCUGUAAAAUGUUUUUUCAAAUUUAUUGAUGGCUUGUUGGCUCUGUUAGUCUGUUGCUUUCAAUUCUUUGUUCUGCUACUGAUGGCUCGAUGGCUCUAUUAGUUGCUGAUGGCUCUUAAUUUUUUUGUUCAAAUUUACUGAUGGCUUUGUUUGUAGUUGCUGGUUUUGCUGGGUGAAGGUUCAGUGUUUUGGAAUGUUUUAUAAUGUGCUCAUGUUUGUAAUUGCUGGGUGAAGGUUUAGUGUUUUGUGAUUAUUGGUUAAUGUUUUGGUUUAGUGUUCUCUCUUUUUCAGAUUUUCCUUCUCCCUGUAUUUUUGCGUGUUGCUGAAUUGGUAAUCAAUAAGUUUGCCUUUUUUCUGUAAAUCGGGACUUCACUAGGAUUUGUUAAAUUUGUUGCUGUAACUUGAAUUUGUUGCUUCCCAGUCACAGAAUCAGAACAGAAUGCUCAGUCAGUGCUUGAUUGAUCGGCUUUGCUCACUGAUUGUAUUUGAUGAUAAAUUUUAAAUUGAUAACUUUUAAAUUUUAAAUUUGCACUGCCUAUGUUACUGAUUCACCGUUCUUUUAGUGCUUUUUGUUGUUGUUAAUCAUUGUGAUGAGCUUUGUUAAAAUUUGCACUGCCUAUAUUACUGAUUCACCGUUCCUUCAGUGCUUCUUGUUGUUGUUAAUCAUUGUGAUGAGCUUUGUUAAAAUUUGUACUACCUAUGUUAUUGAUUCACGGAUUCAUCCCUCUUGUCGUCAUCAUCGACAUGAACUCCGAACCAAAACCCCAACUCUGUGGAUAAAAUUGGAACGAAAGUUGAUUGGGACUUUUUCUUCUACUUAAGGUAUGAAUCAGAAUGACGAGGCCAAGUUGUGAAUGCACAAGUGUCAACGGACUAUAAUAUAUAUUGAGUUUGUGACAUUAGAAGGGUGUAAUAAUAACAAUAAUGGAGUCAUGUUAUUUAAAUAUUGAGGUUUAACAUUUAAACUCUCAGCUUCUCAGCCCUGAUUAAUUCUUCUUCUCAGGCAAUUGAAUCGAAUCAACCAGGCCUUCCUUUUCUUUUUCUUUUAGUUGAUUCUUAAUUUUUCUAAUAUAUGUAGCUUUCUGAAUCAAGUGGAUCAGAUUAUGUAGUUUUCUUGAUUUGGGAUAUUUUCGGAGACGCAUUAGAAGAGUUAUUUUAUUAUUAUGUUUGCUAUAAAAAUAUUCACAUGUUGUGUAUGCUUGUGAUUGUUUCGGUGUUUACAUUUUCUUUCCAAGUCACUUGCUAUGGUUGUUCUUUGAGUUAAGGCUUUGUAUGUGUGUGUGAGAACAUGUGAUAAUGUUGAAUGCUGUUGCAUCUAAUAAGAGUUCUUGGAGUACCCUCAUCUUUGGUCCUUUGUAAUUUAUUUAUUAUUUUGUUCUAAAACGGUUUUUCCGGUUAAACCACCGGUUGGACCGGUUAAACUAAUGAAUCAGUGACUAAAGUGGUUUGAUGACCGGUCCGGUUUUCAGAACAUUGGGUUGAACCAAAACAGUAUAAUUUUUCUUGAUAAUCGUGAUCCAUUCGACAGAGAUCCAAUUUUUAAUCUUUAUUAUUCAUUUCCUCAAUUGUGUCUUCCUUUCUUCAUCAUUAUACGCCGUCACUCACCUCUCUGCAGCCAUCCCCCCUCGCUACUCUCCCUUCUCACCGCGUUAUUCCCUCUGUUCACGGCGUCCAUACUCUUCUCCGCCGCAAUUCUCCUCUACGCUGCUACUCCGUGCUCUCCUCUCCGCUCGCGUCCGCUGCGCCGUCCCCCACCUCGUCCGCUGCUCCGUGCUCUACAUCGUUGCUCGUCGUCCGCUCGAAAGAAGCCUUCGUCUGCCGUCGACAGCAUCGCCGCUGCAGCCGUCGGUUGUCCCUCCUCCUCCUCCACUUCAGAGAACUUGAAGUUGUUUGUUGGAAGUUAUAACCCCACUUAUCACUUUAUCACUCCUUUUCUUCCCUCCCCGUGCCGUCACUUCGCAAAGCAAUCUCCACACUCCAUUACUCCAGUUAUGCUGUUGCACAUGACAACGCUGUGAGUCCGUCACGCCAUCCCUAUUGCCAUAGCUAUGUCCUCUGUUCGCGCGCUCCUAUCCACUUCAGUUUCCCAGUCACCAUUGUCGUCGAUGUUUCUUAAUUCCAGUCCCUCAAUGGAGAUGUUUCAGGUUUUGUUUAUGUUGUUCUACUUCCAUUGGUUGCAGUUGUGUACUUAUAAACGACCAACUUAUGAUCAUCAAGUUUUGAGGACUUCACUUAGUUAUGCGAAGCACAGAAAUGCUUUGUGGGUAUCUUUUUGUCCCAAUGAGGAGUUAUGUAGGCCUCAUUGUAGUUGCAAUUUGCGCUAUCAGAAUAAACAUGCCAGAGACACGGUUGCAAGAUGCGAACUUACAGCAGCGGGAGAUAGUCACUCAUUGUCAGCGGAUCUGAAAAUGGAAUCAAAAGUUAGGGGAGCUUGUUUUUAUGCUGUCACCACCCUUUCCGCCGUAUUUCUUUUUGUGCUGAUGCUGGUUGGACAUCCAUUUGUGCUACUAUUUGAUCGUCAACGAAGAAAAUUUCAUCAUUAUGUUGCCAAAGUCUGGGCUUCACUCACAGUUGCUCCAUUUUAUAGAAUAAAAUUUGAGGGGUUGGAGAAUCUGCCACCUCCUGAUACACCUGCUGUGUAUGUUUCCAAUCAUCAGAGUUUCCUUGACACAUAUACUCUUCUCACUCUAGGAAGAAGCUUUAAAUUCAUAAGCAAGACUGGGAUAUUUCUCUUUCCGAUAAUUGGGUGGGCAAUGUUUCUUCUAGGCACCAUUCCUUUGAAGCGCAUGGAUAGCCGAAGCCAGAUGGAUUGUGUUAAACGAUGCAUGGAUCUUAUCAGGAAGGGAGCCUCAGUCUUUUUCUUUCCAGAGGGAACACGCAGUAGAGAUGGAAAACUAGGUGCUUUCAAGGUUUUUAUCUCAACUCAUAAAGGUGCCUUCAGUAUUGCUGCCAAGACAAAUGCUCCAGUGGUACCAAUAACCCUUAUUGGAACUGGUCAAAUCAUGCCAGCUGGAAGAGAGGGUAUAGUAAACGUAGGUUGGGUCAAAGUUGUUAUUCAUAAACCUUUAGGUGGGAAAGACGCUGAAAUGUUGUGCAAAGAAGCUAGGACGACAAUCGCAAGUGUAUUGUAAUCACUCAAACCUGAGAGAUGCUAUGCACGAGUUCUUUUUCAUUUCUUCCCAUGUUACAUAACUCAGCAACUUCGAGGGGAAAAUCCCAUAGCCACGUUUGCAUUUGUGGGGUCAUGAAUUAGAAACUUUAAAAGAAAUUAAAGAGGGAUUGUCAUCCCUAAUGAGAGGAUUCUGAUCCCAACUAUAAUCCUAUGUUUUUUAUUUGAAAUCAUAGAAAAUUUAUAUUUUAUAGAAUAAUCUUUUUAUCACGCAAUAUUUCUUGAAUAAAUUUUAACAAAAGUUAAAAUUAAUUUUGCAGUAAAUAGAAGGGAUUAU